AUGAAAAAUCUUGAAAAUCAACCUACACUAACUGAAUUGAUUGAAAAUACAGUCUCACAUAUUUCAAAGUUUUCCUGGAAAACAAGUGAAGGGAAAAUUUUGAAACUUUUUACAUGUAAAGAGGAAGGUAAGAAGCUCAUUUUCCCAAAAUUUCAAAUUUUUCCAGUGGAAAACAGCAACAUGAAAAAUUUUGAAAAUCAACCAACAAUAAUUGAAUUAAUUGAAAAUACAGUCUCACAUAUUUCAAAGUUUUCCUGGGAAACUAGUGAAGGGAAAAUUUUGAAACUUUUUGCAUGUAAAGAGGAAGGUGAGAAGCUCAUUUUCCCAAAGUUUCAAAUUUUUGCAGUGAAAAAUAACAACAUGAAAAAUCUUGGAAUUCAACCUACAUAAACUGAAUUA
Molecule: messenger RNA, 399 nt
Organism: Ceutorhynchus assimilis (cabbage seed weevil)
Lineage: Eukaryota; Metazoa; Arthropoda; Insecta; Coleoptera; Curculionidae
Source: the annotation of a GenBank genome assembly